CAAGGUGGCUGGACGCUGUACGUAAUCGGUAUCUUAUACAUGUUUUUAGGCAUAGCCAUCGUAUGCGACGAUUACUUCGUGGCUUCGUUGGAAAAGAUUUGCGACAAGCUCAACCUGAGCGAAGACGUCGCAGGCGCGACGUUCAUGGCGGCGGGAUCGUCUGCUCCAGAACUCUUCUCCUCUGGGAUGAGCUUGAUAUCCCCCGACGCUACGAAUGAGAUUGGAAUUAGCGCAAUCGUUGGUUCCGCAGUUUUCAACAUACUCUUCAUCAUAGGUGCCACGGUGCUCUGCGCUGGUCAGACGCUCGAGUUGGAUUGGCGACCGGUGACGCGCGAUUGCUCGUUUUACGCCCUCGCCAUUACAACCAUUCUGCUGAUCUUUCACGACGGUGAAGUGUACUGGUACGAGGGGCUGAUUUCAGUUAUAUUGUACUUCACGUAUGUCUGUUUCAUGUGUUACAACGAAAAAAUUAUGCGAUGGAUGAGUGGUAAAGGUGCGAAACAACCGAAUCCCGAGCCGGCGCCCCUGGCGAUGCCAGUCUUGCGACGCGCAGAUACGCGUCGACAGUCUCGAAGACCGACGAAGGAGGAAACUCACGGUGUCGAUGAAGGAUUCGAAUGGCCCGAUUCCAUGGCCGCGGUUCCAUUACACGUCCUGGGCCUACCGUGGAGAUAUGCAUUUCAUUACACCAUUCCAGACUGCUCAAAGCGCCAUCUCGAGAAGUGGUUCGUCGUCGCCUUCCUCGCGUCCAUCUCAUGGAUCAGCGUGAUUUCCUACUUUAUGGUUUCAUGGGCCGCUCGCAUGGGAUGCAUAAUCGGGAUCCCCGAAGUCGUCAUGGGAAUGUUGGUCGUCGCCGCCGGUACCUCGAUCCCAGAUGCUCUCGGUUCCAUUGCCGUGGCGAAAGCCGGCGAAGGCGACAUGGCCGUAGCGAACGCCGUCGGCAGCAACGUGUUUGACAUUUGGCUCGGCCUCGGUCUUCCUUGGCUCAUCAUUUUACCGACAAAGCCAGGCGGCCGAGUACUCAUCGAGACAUCUCAGCUCAUGCCUUCCAUCGGUAUUCUCUUUGGCGUGCUAGCCAUGUACUAUUUCGCGUUAUUUUUUAAUGGCUGGCGACUCACUCGUCGCGCUGGGGGCGCCUUCCUCGUCGCGUAUCUCCUCUUCGCGGGCUACUGCAUCUUA
Molecule: messenger RNA, 1179 nt
Organism: Ostreococcus lucimarinus CCE9901
Lineage: Eukaryota; Viridiplantae; Chlorophyta; Mamiellophyceae; Mamiellales; Bathycoccaceae
Product: CaCA family transporter: sodium ion/potassium ion/calcium ion
Exons: 1
Biological process (GO): intracellular calcium ion homeostasis; calcium ion transmembrane transport
Cellular component (GO): membrane
Molecular function (GO): calcium, potassium:sodium antiporter activity; calcium channel activity
Source: RefSeq, a predicted model, not a curated record